Paramuricea clavata is the source of this 333-nucleotide messenger RNA. NCBI's taxonomy places the organism in Eukaryota, Metazoa, Cnidaria, Anthozoa, Malacalcyonacea, Plexauridae. The record is from the annotation of a GenBank genome assembly.
AUGAGCAGCGAUGCUUUAAUACACAUUACUAUAUAUCUUGAAAAUGAGUGUAGUGAGAAUAACAAAGAUAAAUACACACCUUCAUAUGAAGUUUCAGAAGAUAACAGCGAUCAAAUGAUUUUUUCCCAACAUAUUUUUCCCGAAGCAUUCGCAGAUUGGCUCAAGGAUGGUGGACAUAUAAUUGAUGUGUCGCCGUUGGAUAUACGUACUCGCUUAACAGUGCUUAAGCAAUCACAAGGCAUGACGUCGUAUGUGGAAUCUAAAAUAAACAGAAUAGCUGAUUAUAUUGAAAAUAACAUUGAAAAAUAUAUUGGGGUCGUGGUUGUCUUUUAA